CCCCUCCCAGGUGCAUUCAGGCUCUGCCCCAAGAGAGAGCGCAGCACAGACGCCUAGCUCCAGCUGGCCUCUGACCCAUCACGAGAGGAGAGUUGCUUUGGCUGUGUAUCUGCCACCAUGGCAGUGAAGAUCUCCCUGUGGCAUCAUUGCCUCCAAGCUAUCCAGUCCCGGGAGACCCCCAAGAUCCAGGACUACCAGAGGGCUGAGAAUGUCCUACUGACCAUACUGGAGAGGGUCCAGGAGCUGGACUCCAGGUUUCGGGUGGAUUACUCCAGGGACCUGGAAGCCUUCCAAUUUGCCCUUCGUACCUCUGAGGAUGACCUGACUAUGGAAGUGCCCCUAUGGGUGGAUUCUGACAGCCUUUUGGCCCAAGAGACAAUAGAUGGUCAGCUUGAGGGAAGAAGGAUCCAGGAAAACCUUCCCAGCCCAGCUUCCUACACUCUGGGGGUUCCUCAGGAUGCAGCUGGCUUAGAGAGGUGGAUGACUGAGGAUGUCUUCAGUCCAUCUGAGAACACUGAAUGCCAAGGAUACAUCCUGCCCAGCAAAGUCCUCAGGCGGUUGAAGGACCUUCUUGUGGCCGCCAUUGUCCACUGCAAGCACCACUGUCUCAUCAUGCCAGGUUCCCUGAAUGCAGGGAAUUUAAAGGAAGAAGAUCUCCACAUGUCCUUGCUUGUGUCCAGUGGUUGGAGAAUGAUCCGGUUCAACAUCAUUCCUGUGGUGAAGAAGAACCACAAAAUUCUUCCUCUUCAAAGGAAGCACCUGGCCCAAGUAUUCCCAGAUGGCAGCUUGGAGAAAGUUCAACGCCAAGGAGCCGAUCUUAUACCCUCAAGUUCCCAUCAUUGGCGGAUCUCCACGGACAACCUCGUUACCAAACUCCUUGGCAUCGUGGGUUCCCUCCAAGGCUACCGUCUGGACAGCCUCUCUAUCUUAGAUAGGGUCAACAAUGAGAGCUGGCGUGAGGGGGGCAAGAAGGCUGGCCUCACGUUUGACCACCUGAAGAUGGUGCUGCUGUGGGCUACCGAACUUUUCCCUUCCCCCGAAGACUGGAGCGACCUGGAGGGCUCCGUGUACAGACUGCUGGUGAUCCUGCUCUGCUGCCUGGCCACCAAAGAGCUUCCUCACUUCCUCUUCCCCCAGCACAAUCUCCUCCAAGGCCAAGGUCUCGACCUGAAUGCUCUGUACCAACAAGUUGAAAAGUUUGCCAGCCAGCCGGAGCAGUUCCUUAAGAUCCAUGUGACCCACCUGUUCCCCAGCCCGCCGAGGAUAGACAACGGCAUCAAGGCAUUCCUGCAGCUGCCCGCCAACAACCCAACCUACUGGGAUACUGCCUAUUUCGAUGUCCUCCUGGACAAGUUCCAGGUCUACAAUAUUCAAGAUAAAGAUCGAAUUUCAGCAAUGCAAAAUAUCUUCUUGAAGACCAAGAAACUGGAGAAUUCUGCAAGCUGAGCUUGCAUUGCUCUUUUAUCCCUGAGAGAUUCUAGGCUUUUUGAGAUCUUCUCAUGAGGUCAUCGGGCCUUUAUGGCGACCUUCCCCUCUGGGUGCUCUCUCUUCCUCCUCCUCGCCCUCAGACAAUGCCUCAGAGCACCGUGGGACAAGAUGGGAAGGGAAUGGCAUCAGUUUUCUGGGAGAUCUUGGCAUUCUACUUGUUCUCCCAGAAUGCAAGAGAUGAUGGGCUCUGUAUGAAGUACAGACGUGGUGAAUAUCUCAAUAUUGGGAUCUCCCGUGGUCACAGAAGCCCACCAGAAACGGUGCUUUCCUCACCACACUCUGUUACACUGAAGCAGUCUUCGGUUUCUAGGGUUAGUGUUCAGACUUGCUGCUUUUAUUUUUCCUCAUAAAGAUUUGGGGUCAGCCCCCACAGCCACGCAAAUGUACAUUGACGAUGGCUAUAUGAGCAUGCAGUGGAGUUCUCAGGUGACUUUUUAGCAAUGAAAUGUGAUGUCUUGGAUCUCAAAUAAAUAAGUGCCAGUGUACAGAAUCUG
Molecule: messenger RNA, 1982 nt
Organism: Phascolarctos cinereus (koala)
Lineage: Eukaryota; Metazoa; Chordata; Mammalia; Diprotodontia; Phascolarctidae
Gene: MAB21L4
Product: mab-21 like 4
Source: RefSeq, a predicted model, not a curated record